AUGCCCCUUCGCUCAACAAGCAUGUGUGGCACUCUACACUGCCAUUCACCAUUUCAACAACUUUCCCACUUGAACAUAGUGAUUGGAUGCUAUUACAACGCGCAAUGUCUGUUGUACCUCACCAUGAGAGACGCUUCUGUGCAGCGCGACAGCGAACCCGUGCGGGUCUUGAAGGAAUACAACGCUCGUAUUCGAUUCAACAUGAUGAAAGGUCCCAAGUGGAACACACUUAGAAUGGUUAAGGCGGAUGGUAUUCAAGGCCUCGAAUUCGAUCUUGUCGUGGUCGAUGUCACACUCGGAGAAAUGGCAGGCUUUCCCUCUUACUUUGAUCAAGUGAAGUCGCGAACAGCCGGGCCAGAUUCCUAA
Messenger RNA from Exophiala oligosperma, 366 nucleotides. RefSeq lists its product as uncharacterized. The coding region runs from base 1 to 366 and encodes 121 amino acids. The transcript has a single exon. Lineage: Eukaryota; Fungi; Ascomycota; Eurotiomycetes; Chaetothyriales; Herpotrichiellaceae. The record is from RefSeq and is a predicted model, not a curated record.